CUGCUGCUCUGCCAUCAAUGACUCUGGAAAGUAAUUAAGACCCAUGGUGCCCAGGAUCCUUGGUUCUGUCUGCAUUUUACUCUUCCUCCUCAUCUGGUGCUCAGUAGCAAGCACAGGGGCCCACAUGAACUCUGGCCUGUUGCUGUGCCAGCCAGCACCCAUGUGUGGACACCGGAUGUACAACCCCUUGGAACAGUGUUGUGACUAUGACACCAUCCUGCUCCUGAACCGGACCCGCCUCUGUGGCCCCAACUGUACUUUCUGGCCCUGCCUUGAGCUCUGCUGUCCUGAGUCAUUUGGCCCCCAGAGGAGGUUUGUCGUACGACUGAAAGUUCAAGGCAUGAAGUCCCGGUGCCAUUCCUCUCCCAUCUCCAGGGUCUGUGCCAGGUAA
Messenger RNA from Phyllostomus discolor (pale spear-nosed bat), 391 nucleotides. RefSeq names its product insulin growth factor-like family member 3. The record is from RefSeq and is a predicted model, not a curated record. NCBI's taxonomy places the organism in Eukaryota, Metazoa, Chordata, Mammalia, Chiroptera, Phyllostomidae. Gene Ontology annotation, molecular function: signaling receptor binding. Bases 44 to 391 code for a protein of 115 amino acids. The transcript is spliced from 3 exons.